Spinacia oleracea (spinach) is the source of this 2312-nucleotide messenger RNA. RefSeq names its product wall-associated receptor kinase-like 20. The transcript is spliced from 3 exons. The record is from RefSeq and is a predicted model, not a curated record. Lineage: Eukaryota; Viridiplantae; Streptophyta; Magnoliopsida; Caryophyllales; Amaranthaceae. Gene Ontology annotation, biological process: protein phosphorylation. The coding region runs from base 145 to 2142 and encodes 665 amino acids. Gene Ontology annotation, molecular function: ATP binding; polysaccharide binding; protein kinase activity.
UACUUUGGCCCAUAAAACAUAAAGAAAAUGGUAUGCGCAUUGCUCUUGUGGCUCACUGGCAAAGAAACAAAAUAAAUAAAAAUGGUGCGUUCUUUCAACUACCAAGUAAACUAAUCAGAUUUACCACUUGGCUUACAAAUUGCAAUGACUAUGCACACUACCCUUGGGCACCAGUUUCGUGAUGCAGCUCCAAUCCACAUGAUGCAAAACAAUUCUUCCAUCCAACUCUUGCUGCUCAAUCUAGCACUGCUUCUCCCCAUCACCAGCUCAGCCGCUAUUGCAACCCUCGGCUGCCCCAACUGCGGUAAGAUGCAUGUGCCUUUCCCACUCAGUACAUCACCCAACUGCGGUCAUCCAUCGUACAAGGUCCGGUGCACCAAAGGUACAUUAUGGUUGGAUACCUUGAACAGUUCAGCCUACAUUAUAACUUCCAUAGCUCCACAGAUUCAGCAACUUAUUAUCAGUCCUCCAAGCUUCAAUGGAAGUACCUGCAUCAGCUCUGAUUUUCAUGCUGGAGGACUAUGGCUCGACGAAAAGCUCCCUUUUAACAUCAGCAGCGAUAACACUGUUCUGAAACUGAACUGUAAACCUCUUGCUUUUAUUUCAGCCAUGAACUGUUCAUCUACCAGUAUCUGUUUCAGGUAUAUGAAAGAAAAGCAAGAUGUAGCAGCAAGAUGUAAGGAUACCCGUAUAUGUUGCUCUUUUACAGGUGGGGGGUCUCAAAAUGAUCAUAACAUAAAGUUAACAUCAGAGAAAUGUGCUGUAUACACAAGCUUCGUGGGUUUGCCAUUGGAUACUCUGCUGCCAGUAAGUAAAUGGACACAGCCUGGAAUAGCAAUUCAGUGGGUGCUGCCUCCGGAACCAGUCUGCUCGUCUAAUUUGGACUGCAAGAAGUUGCCAAAGUCGUCGUGUUUGCCUGAUGUUGCAACUAGACAGAAGAGGUGUCUGUGCAAUACACGGUAUCAAUGGGAUCCCAUUGAUGGAAUGUGUUCUAAGCCGAAGUGUGUAACUAAGAAAUGUCGCAGAGAAAGAAAACGAAAACAGAUGAUGAAAGGCUUAUCAUACACAGGAGGUACAAUAGCAAUUCUAGGAUCCUUCAUUGUCCUAGUAUACAUACAGCUUCAGAGAAUCAAGCAAAAAGCACGGGAUCAGUUAGUUAGAGAACGUAAACAGAUCUUAAAUGUAAACAAUACAAGUGGGAGAUCAGCUAAGCUGUUCUCAGCAAAGGAGAUAAAAGUAGCAACGAGCAAUUUCCUUGAAGAAAAUCUCCUUGGUACCGGGGGAUUUGGUGAGGUGUACAAGGGAAAGUUACAUGAUGGAAUUCUAAUAGCAGUAAAAAGGGCUAAAUUUGGUAACACAAAAGGUGAUGAUCAAGUGCUUAAUGAAGUAAGAAUUCUAUGCCAAGUGAACCACAGGAGUUUGGUUAGGCUACUUGGGUGUUGUGUUGAGCUUGAGGAGCCAGUUCUUGUAUAUGAAUACAUCUCCAACGGAACACUAUAUGAUCGACUACAUGGCUCUUCUUCUUCUUCUUCUUCAAGUGAUAAUAUUGAAUCACCCCUGAGUUGGAAACAAAGAUUGGCAAUGGCCCGUCAGUUAGCUGAAGGCCUUGCUUAUCUCCAUUUCUCUGCUGUUCCUCCUAUUAUACACCGAGAUAUCAAAACAAGUAACAUCUUACUCGAUGACAACCUUAAUAUCAAGAUCUCAGAUUUUGGCCUGUCAAGGAUAGUGGAUGUGGAGGCAACACAUAUGACUACUUGUGCUCAAGGGACAUUGGGGUAUCUUGAUCCUCAGUAUUAUCGUGAUAUGCAACUGACAGACAAAAGCGAUGUUUAUAGCUUUGGUGUUGUUCUGCUAGAGCUACUUACAACACGGAAAGCUAUUGAUUUUACUAGAGAGGUUGAAGGUGUAAGCCUUUCUUCCUACAUGAGGAAAAUGGUAAAUAAACACAAGUUGUUGGAUGCUGUUGAUCCCUUCCUUAAGAAAGGAGCUACUAAAUUGGAGCUGGAAACUAUGAAAUUAAUAGGAAUUCUGGCGAUUUCGUGUUUGGAUGAUCAGAGGCAAAAUCGUCCUUCUAUAAGAGAUGUUACAGAGGAGAUUGAGUACAUGCUACACAUCAUUGACGAAAAGAGUCCUAAAUCAUAGAACACUUACAGCAUAUCUUAGCAUCAUGUUUGGCUAAAGCUAAACAAAUUUGUUCAGUUUUCUAGAAAUAAUGCAUAUAUUGGAUCAUAUCUCAGUGGCAUAAAUAACAGAAAUUCUUACUAAUACUCUAACUUAGAGCUUCAUCUAAUUUCUGUAUCGCGUUUUUUGGA